Molecule: messenger RNA, 3280 nt
Organism: Epinephelus lanceolatus (giant grouper)
Lineage: Eukaryota; Metazoa; Chordata; Actinopteri; Perciformes; Serranidae
Gene: carf
Product: calcium responsive transcription factor
Biological process (GO): regulation of transcription by RNA polymerase II
Cellular component (GO): nucleus
Molecular function (GO): DNA-binding transcription factor activity, RNA polymerase II-specific; RNA polymerase II cis-regulatory region sequence-specific DNA binding
Source: RefSeq, a predicted model, not a curated record
GCACAGAGGAGCUAGCUGAGGCUAGGCUAACUAACGGAGGCUAGGCUAACUAACGGGAGUUUAAACAGACGUUAUUUAGCUUACUGUUAGCAUGAUGCUAACAUCUCAGUCCAACAUGGCGGAAUAACAAACUAAACUGCAGUUAAACUGAAACAUUCAGCGUUUGAUUUGAAGCUCAGUUAACUGGAUUUAGUGGCUGAGAUUUAAUUAAAAGUUUAAGAGUCAGUUCUUACAGAAUAGUUGACCAAGAAACAUGCGAAGUGAUUGGAGAAAUGAUCAUGCUCAGUAGUUUUGUAAUGUUAUCAAUGAGGUGUUAAACUGUCAGAUUUUUAAAUGGAGUUUGGUCUGACUGUCUUGAAUAUGAUGUGUCUUGAGACAUGCUGAAUUGAAGAGUGGAUACUUCUCUUUAUCUCUUUUGUUUUGCAGUGUUAUUUAUGAGGUGUUAACAUUUGACUAGAUAUUAAAAUGCCAGAUAAUUUAAAUCAGUUUGGAAUGGCAUUCAUAAAUAUAAUUGGACAUUAGCAUUGGAGUAUGAAACAUUUUAGGAGUGGAUUCGUUGCAUUCACAACCUCUUUUACAGUAUUACCGACUGUGCUGUAGCUGGGUUCACUUUGCUGGGUUAAAAUGUCAGAUUUCUAAAUGGAGUUUGGUGGGUGAUGUGUGUAUCAUCAUUUCCAUGGCACUGAUGAGGUGGUGAUGUCACUCAGAUAUCUGACGCUUGGGCAGUUACCAUGGAGACAGAUGGCGACAGAAACAAUAAUGUCAGCAGUCCUGAACCUGAACAGUCUGCAGAUCCUGGAUCAGACCUGUUGUUUGGCUCCACCUCCUCCCUUGAUUCACCUGAAACAGGAGCCGCACUAAACCCCGCCCCACCGUCAGCUGACCCCGACCCAUCUGAUCCCUUUGUUGACACCUCAGUGACAUCACAGCUGCUGGCUCCGGCUGUGGCGACAUGUCCCAGUCAGCUGAUCAUCGUGGAGCAGCGAGGAGACACGCUGCCUGCCGAGCGCAUGGUGAUCGUGACGGGCCAAUCAGAGGGCAGAGAGGUGUUUGUCAUCCCGUCCAAUCAGCUGGCGGUGAUCUCCAGUAGCCCAGCAGGUCCUGUUGUAAACAUCCCGGUAACCACGGUAACAGACUCCAGCAGCAGUCGACCUCCCAGAGAGCAGCCGGCAAACGGCAGCAGUCCGGAUGUUUCUGCUGGUAAGAAGCCACGGCUCUCCGGCGUCCCCAGCUGGGCUCUGAGACUCCGUAACGUGCAGAAGUUGGGAGACUCCUUCAGAGGGUUCUGCUGUUCGGAGGCGGAGCUGGAGGCCAUCUUGUUGCUCCAUAAGCAGCAGACUGGAUGUGUCUUUGGGACUCGUCAGUCUCCGUCUGUGGACAAACCCGCAACCAGACUCAUGUGGAAGUCUCAGUACGUCCCCUAUGACGGCAUCCCCUUCGUCAACACAGGCAGCAGAGCGAUUGUGAUGGAGUGUCAGUUUGGACCUCGCAGGAAAGGACUGCAGCCAAACAGGAACUGUGACCUCCCUGCAGACACAGCGUCAUACAGAGCUACCUGUCCUGCCAGGAUCUACAUAAAGAAAGUUCGUAAGUUUCCAGACUUCAAAGUUCCAACAGAGGAGACAGCAGACAGGAGGACAGUGAGACAGGAGCAAGAGAAGGCCUUUCAGAGUCUGAAGAACCAGAACCUGGAGACAGGAGGAGUCAUCAGAUUUUACCUGCAGCUCCCCACAGAGAGAGCUCACCUGUAUCACACUGUGGACACGCCCCCCAUCCCCCCACCUCCCCCUGACCUGUCCCCUCCCCCCACCCAGCCAGAGGAGGAAGAAGAAGAGGAGGCAGGAGAGCAGGACGGAGCCGCCCCGUCUCGUCUCCACCCUCGGGUGGCGGAGAGGAUCAGACAGCUGGUGGCUGCAGGUCAUCAUCAGGUCUACAACAUCCGCAAACAGCUCAGGCGUUUUGUGGAGAAGGAGCUGUUUAAAUGUGACGGUCUUCCAGAGAGACACAACCUCAGAUUCUUCCCCACCGUCAACGACAUCAAGAACCACAUUCACGAGUCCCAGAAGGCCCUGGGGCUGACGGCUGCCACCGCUGCAGAGUGGACAGAAGACAGUACUGACCCUCUGAUGGAGACCGUCACUCUGACACUGACUCCUGCUGCUGAAGGUGUGGACGGCACUGAGUCUUUGUCUCCUGAAGCUGUGCAGCUCUUUAGCUCUCUGUCGUCUCUGCAGCCGAGGAUCUUCGCUCAGCUGCAGGGAAUCCUGCAGCCGCUCCCCCCUCCUCCCCCUCUCCCUCUGUCCCCCUCCCUGCUGCCGGUCGUCAGCCCCUCCUCCUUCCUCCAGCCUGCUGUAGGAGAGUCAGAGGAGGAGCUCCAUGAGGGGCAGCAGCUCUGUGGAGGAGCCCAGCAGGAGGUGCAACUGCAGAUCAUCAACUCUCCUGACACCACUGAGGAUGCUCUGAUUGGUGGAAACGUGCUUCAGGUGGAGGUUAAGGAAGAAGAGGAGGAGAUGAAGAUGAAGGAGAUGGAGGACUUUACUGGUUCUUGUUGAACCCUCAGCACUUAUCCAGUAACUCAGUAUGUGACACCAGUUUUAACACCAGUUAUUCACAUUACUUCAACGUUCCCUCUGAGCCACUGACAGACUUUUACUGUGAAACAUCUGAGCUGAGAACCGGAGUUUUAUCGAUGGGACCUAACAACAAUGGAAAAAACAGUGAAGGUGACUGAUUUUGGAAAUGAUCAGUGAACGGAAACAGGACGUUCCCAGGAGGUUCUGGGUAAACUGCAGAAGGUGAAUAAGAGCAGUGUGCUUGGCCCACAUGGGGUCACACGGGACGACCUCCUGAUGUGGGACAUGAAAGGUGGAAAGUUGGCGGACCUGUUAAACUGUCUUAUGUUGUUGAAAACUUCUGGAAUGCUUGAAACAUGUGCAACAUGAAUCAGAGGCAUCUAGAACAUCAUGAGGACGUUCUCAAGACCGUCGACCUGGAGACAGACUGAGGUUACUCUGUUACAAAUGAAGGGUUGGUUCUCUGUGGAGGUCAAUAACCACCAUUAAUGUCUGUUUCUAUGGUCUAAUGAUUUCCCAGAGUCUACAGUAACUCUCUGUAGUGUGUGACAUCAUGUAAAUGCAAAAUUAUAGACCCUUCUGGUGUGGAUAUCACAAUGACAUCAUUUUAUUAUCUGGAGGUGCAGCUGCCUCUCCCCCACAGGGCUGUAGGCUACACAGGAGUCUUAAAAUGUGUUUGUCUUGUUGUGUUAUUGGGAGCCAGAAUA